This is a messenger RNA of Ectocarpus sp. CCAP 1310/34, 3740 nucleotides long. The record is from the annotation of a GenBank genome assembly. NCBI's taxonomy places the organism in Eukaryota, Phaeophyceae, Ectocarpales, Ectocarpaceae.
GUGAUUCCAGCCUUGCGCUUCCUUCCCGCCUCGCACACAUUUCACGCACCACCCUAAUCCCUGGACCGAUUCGAUAAGCGCCAGGGGCCGCAGAAGGCCGCCACAGGCGUCGAAUCUCGAAAAUGCCGUUCUAUUUUUGUCGAGGCUACCUUUUAGCCGCCACGGUGACAGCGUCUGCGCUUCUGUCUCCCGCGACUGCCACAUCAACAACUGGCCUUCGAGAACAGACAGAGCAGCAGCGUCUCGCUGUUGUCGUUCCAGCGUACAAGGGUGAUCUCGACAGGGCCGUGGCCUCGCUUGGGCGAUGGCCUACUGACUGCUCAUCCGUCACCCAGCGAAACGUCGAUCUUGUUCUUUACUACGCCGAAGGAGAAGAGGAUGCAGCCCCCGUCGACGCCGCUACCACUGCCCUCGCCGAGAGCGCCGGCCGGUGCUUCGCCAAGACCCUCACGGUUUAUGCUCACCUCAGCGAAGAGGAUGACGUGUACCCGAGAGGACCUUCCGUGAUGUUUUACAAAAUGUUCCUCGACGAGCGAAUUCGCUCCAACUUCUCUGAGUAUGACGCCCUGGCCAUCCUCGAGUGGGACGUUCUUGUCGCCACCGAUCGCUCCUUCGAGGAGCUUUACCACGCCGCUUUCCGCGUCAACGAAGAGUUCUGGGUGAAGGGCAGCAAUCUUGAAGGCACCAACUUCCACUCAAGCUCCAUGAUGUCGGACAUGUGGCACGUCCUUGGCCACAUCAAUGGCAACGCCAUCUACAACAACAAGGACCAGGCGUUCGUUGAGUACGUGGACUACACGCGCUCCCGCUGGGAGUACAACUACCCGUACGACGUGGCCCUGUGGCUCACCAUCUCAGACUUCCCGUACAGCUGGCCCCUCUACCAGCGUUUCUCGAACAAGUUCGUCACCACCAACUUGAUCGCGUACGUCGGGAAGGCGCACGUAGACCACGGCACCGUCACAGACGCCAUCGCAGGCCAGACUCUUUUCAUCCACGGUAAAAACGUCGACGAGGGGAGCAACCUAUCUGUCCAGAAGGUCAACGAGGCCAACGGCACCCGCAAGAACGGUGGCGCUUCCAAGGUGGUGCGUAAGGUGCAAAAUCGGAAGGAGAACGAGAUGUGGAAGACCUCGGAGGGAAAAAACUGGCAUACUACCGAGGCCACGACGAACGAAAGCGGGGCGAAAAUGGCGCGUGAGCUGCAGGAGGACGCGUACGACCGCCGCCGCCUGACCGCCACUCAGGACGGCAAGGUGGCCCGCAAGCUGCAAAAGUGGAGGGACGCUAACAAGUCGGGGAAGAACAAGUGGCAGACUUCCGAGACCACAACAAACGAAAGCGGGGCCCGUGAGCUGCAGGAGGACGCGUACGACCGCCGCCGCCUGACCGCCACUCAGGACGGCAAGGUGGCCCGCAAGCUUCAAAAGUGGAGGGACGCUAGCAAGUCGGGGAAGAACAAGCGGCAUACUACCGAGGCCACGACGAACGAAAGCGGGACGAAGGCGGCGCGUGAGCUGCAGGAGGACGCGUACGACCGCCGCCGCCUGACCGCCACCGUGGACGGCAGUGCCCCGAAGGUGGCCCGCAAGCUGCAAAAGUGGAGGGACGCUAACAAGUCGGGGAAGAACAAGUGGCAGACUUCCGAGACCACAACAAACGAAAGCGGGGCCCGUGAGCUGCAGGAGGACGCGUACGACCGCCGCAGCCUGACCGCCACUGAGGACGGCGGUGCCGCGAAGGUGGCUAGGAAGCUGCAAAAGUGGAGGGACGCUAACAAGUCGGGGAAGAAUAAGUGGCAGACUUUCGAGACCGCAACAAACAAAAGCGGGGCCCGUGAGCUGCAGGAGGACGCGUACGACCGCCGCCGCCUGACCACCACCGAUGACGGCAGUGCCCCGAAGGUGGCCCGCAAGCUACAAAAGUGGAGGGACGUCAACAAGUCGGCGAUGAACAAGCGGCCGACCUUCGAGACCACGACUAACGAAAGCGGGACGAAGGCGGCGCGUGAGCUGCAGGAGGACGCGUACGACCGCCGCCGCCUGACCGCCACCGUGGACGGCAGUGCCCCGAAGGUGGCCCGCAAGCUGCAAAAGUGGAGGAUCGCCAACGACAAUGUGCUGGAGAACAAGUGGCAGUCUUCCGAGACUACGACAAACGAAAGCGGGACAAAGGUAACGCGUGAGCUGCAGGAGGACGCGUACGACCGCCGCAGCCUGACCGCCACCAAGGAUGGCAGUGCCCCUAGUGUGGCUCGCAAGCUGCAAAAGUGGAGGGACGCCAGCAACAAUUUGUUGGAGAACAAGUGGCAGACUUCCGAGACCACGACAAACAACAGCGGGACGAAAGUGACGCGUGAGCUGCAGGAGGACGCGUACGACCGCCGCAGCCUGACCGCCACCAAGGAUGGCAGUGCCCCUAGUGUGGCUCGCAAGCUGCAAAAGUGGAGGGACGCCAGCAACAAUUUGUUGGAGAACAAGUGGCAGACUUCCGAGACCACGACAAACAACAGCGGGACGAAAGUGACGCGUGAGCUGCAGGAGGACGCGUACGACCGCCGCAGCCUGACCGCCACCGAGGACGGCAGUGCCCCUAAAGUGGCUCGCAAGCUGCAAAAGUGGAGGGAUGUCAACAACAAUUCGGCGAAGAACAAGGGGCAAACUUCCGAGACCACGACAAACGAAAGCGGGGCAAAGGCGAAGCGUGAGCUGCAGGCGACGGACAGCGAAGACGUGAACACCCUCCGCCGUGUGCUGGAGACCCCUACCACCGCCGCCUCUGCCGACCGAGAUGAGGUGUCUAGCUUCUUCGAAAUGGAGUCCAAGCGUCCCUUCGUGGACGAUGUUGAACGCGGCAGGCUGUGCGCGUUUGUGGCCGGUACGGCCUCGCAAGUGGACGAGAUUGAAGUGACUGUUUCGAGCGUCCUCGAGUUCGUGCCUGGCAUGCGCGUCGCCGUUGCGGCCGAGGCCGAUGCCGUUGAUGCGUACGAAAGGUGCGACUCGAUGAUUUCUCGGUUGGCAGCGUUUUGGGUUGCCCGUGACCACUACACCAUCAAUCGCUUCGUUGCCAACCCAUUUCGCAGAGCGGUCGGAGGCCUGCCCGGUGUGAGCGUGUCCAGCACGCAAAGUGUCUUCACCGCAAGCUUCUUCGCGGACGAGUACUGCGGCGUAGCCAACACCACCCUCAUCUUUUAUCUCAAGACCGGAUCUGUCGUCUCAAGAUCAUUUACCUCCAAGGACACCCACUCACCCCAGGGGGAUCUCCUUGUUGUGUUCGGCAAGGGUCACCACGGGGACGUCGCAGAUCGAACAACCGAUGUGCUCGGGUUCGAGGCGCCACCGUUCACCACCGGUACGGAUGUGAUUCUGCCGGUCGGGGCCAACGCUGAGCUGCGGGCAGCUUUGGCGUCGGAGAAAACUGUCGAUGACGCGGUCGGGGCGAUCGAGGACGUCUUCGACCUGGGCGAUACCGCCGCCGUUCCGCAGAUGCUUGCCGCGCUUCAGUACAAGCGCGCCGCUCCGGGAAUCUGGUUCUUUAACCCGCAGGAGUGGGUUACCAGCCACCUUUUCCAGGACGCAUCCAUUUGGGAAAUCCCCCUCGUGAAGCCCCGAUUUACCUGCGAGUUGGACCCUUCAAGCAGCGCCGAUGAAUUCGACGUGGCUGAUAUCCUGCAGAGAAAUCUUGAUUUCUUCGCCAUGGGUGGAACGUGCGAGGCGGGUGUGAUCUCCAUGCAGUCGUAA